UUAGCACUGCUAAUCAUUUCAUUUCUUUUAUGCUAAUGUUACGAGUUUCACUACUUUUCUAACCCCUGUUGGACUAAUUUGUUUUGACUGGCUCUUUGUGUUUUGUUUUGGGGGUUUUCUGGUGUGGUUUAUUGGAUGUUGCUUGUCUUUCUGGGUUCUUGUCUAUGUUGCUCUGUUUGGGUGGUAUUAGUCAUGGCCGAGUCAUCCAAGCGCCGUAAAGCUACGGUUUCUCGUUCUUCCUUCAACUCUGAAAAGUUCCCAUCUAAAGAAAAAUCUAAGUUGUUUAGGGAGUCUUUUGCAUCUCGUAAAGUACAUUUAGAGCGCAAUAUCCUCCCAAAUGCCUUUGAGGUUAUUCCCAUUCGGUCUUUAUUUGAUACGUUAGGCGGAGAUCAAGUGUUGCAUUUCUCCGGGCCACAAAAUUUGAGUCUCAUCCGGGAAUUCUAUUGCAAUAUCCAUUCCAUUCGAAAAGAACUUCCGGCCUCCUUUGAGACUUGGGUUAGGAAGAAGUCACUUGUUAUCACUGGGGAUGUGUUUCGGAUUUUACUUGGUCUUCCUGAGGUUCACAAUUGUCAUUUUCCGUUUCUUACCCGGUCAGGUGUUGAUUUCAAUUGUGUUGCGACUGAGUUAUGUGGUGUUGACCGGACUUGGAUCACUGGGGAUCUCCUUCAGCAAAAUGAGUUGCUUCCUCGGUUCCGUCUCUUGAAUAUCAUCGUGUGUGCGAAUCUUUAUGUCACCACCCAUUCCUCGCAUAUUACUCAGGACCAAGGUUAUGUUCUGUAUUGUAUUCAUCACCGACUACCUAUUGACCUUCCGGAAAUGAUUGUUUCAAAAAUGAUUGGGGUUUCUGAGGGCAGAAAAUCUUUGGGGCUUCCUUAUGGGUGUUUGCUUACUCGUUUUCUCACUGCCCUUGAUGUUCUUUCUUUUGAUGAUGAUGAGUUUGCUUACCCUAUCAAACCCAUUACUAAAUUGACAGUCUCUCAGAGUCAGGCUCAUGUGAGGGGGAGUGUGUCGGGGGUUGGGAGUUCUGGUGCAGGUAAUGAUGAUCCCCUUGCCGAGGAGGAGGAGUUUGAGGCCGCCAAUGCCGGUGCCCCUGAUCUUCCUGAGCUACGUCCUCGCUCAUUUCGUGGCCAGCUACAGCACUUUGAGCAGUCUGUUACACGUCGCCUUGAUCUUUUGGCUACACGUCUUGAUGCUUUUGAUGGCCGCCUUGAUGAGCAGAGUGCCAUGCUUGCUCAGAUUCUUUCUCUUCUUCAGUUGCAGCAGCCACCAU
Molecule: messenger RNA, 1270 nt
Organism: Camellia sinensis
Lineage: Eukaryota; Viridiplantae; Streptophyta; Magnoliopsida; Ericales; Theaceae
Source: RefSeq, a predicted model, not a curated record